GAGUGGAAAGGUCCUACUCUAUUGGAUUUUUUUCGGUUUUUUUUUCUACUUGUAAUUUUUCGAAAAUUGUAACUGAUUGUCGUAUAUCAUCAUCAUUAUUAACAACAACAAUAUAUUUAAACAUCAUCGUGUUUAUUCGUUAGUUGGAUAUAGAAUAUAUUCGAGAGCCUAGUGUUAACAAGAAAAUAAGAUCAUAUAACAUUAAUAAUAACAACAAUAACCAAUACACAUAUAAAAUCGAACAACAUAACAACAACAACAAAAAACUGUUACAAUUUGUGAGCAACAUUAAAAAAAACACAAAGAGAAAAAGACUUGAGUCAAAUUGAGCAAUGAUUGCGCUUUGAUUGAUUUUAGUAUGUGGUGAACAGUAAACGAGACAAGACGUUAAAACGGUCGUGUGUUUUUUGAAAAAUAAAAAAAAACUUAGUGUAUUAUAAACAUAAAAGAAAAUAUAUUAAUAAUUUUCAAUUAUUAAAUAACAAUUAAUUAAAAAAAAUUUAAUUGAAAGCAAAAAUAAAAAACUGUGUAAAUUUGUUUAAGUGUUUUUAACAAAAAAAAAAAAAAAAAAAAAAUCCCCUUUGAACUUAGUGUAGUUCUUAGACUAUGCUUUGUCCACCCACCAUGCGUCCCGCCAGUCCUGCAGAAUCUGAAAUUUCAGUGGGCGGUGCCCCCAGCCCUUUGCCUCAAACACAAAAUCGCUCUGCCAUUGAUUUAUUGCAUCAGCAACAACAGUUAAUCUUACAGCAUCAACAUGCAGUGGCCGCCGCUGCUGCUGCUGGUUUAACACGUGCCGCUGCCGUCGGUACAGUGCCAGAGGAAUAUUUUCAACCUUUAAAACGUUUAAGAAUGUCCGCAGAUGCUGAAAGUUUAAAAGAAAGAUCUCCCAGUCCAGUGCAACAGCAGAAUUCCAACUCUAAUACCGGCAAUACAAAAUCCAACCUGGAGGGUGUUAAAAGUUUUUCCAUAGCCGAUAUUUUGGGUCAUGAAAAACGUGAUAGCUCUUCUGUAUCACCACCUCCCAGCGCCACACAAAGAACCUCUACCGGUUUACUACAGCCCCGGACAGAACCUUUGGAUAUAGUGACGGGAGCUCAUCCAGCGGCCAUGUUAUUACCCGGUUCAGCUCAUGUGGUAAGACCCUGGGAUCAUUUAUUGGGUCCCAUGCCUGUAAGACCAUUCAUACCCUCCGCAUUGCUACACUACGAACAAAGAUUGGCUUUGGACUAUCAUCGCCAAUUGCAGGAACACUUUAAUGCUCAGGCCCAAUUGUUAAGACACAUGAAUGGCAUGGAUAUUAUUCCCUCAGAGAGUGGUAGUGAACGUAGUAGUUCUGCUGCUAGUGAUUGUUGUUCACCGGAAAUUAAUCGUUCUUCGGGAGAUUUACAUACACGUCAUUCUCCUCAAUCCUCACAGGAAAGAUCUCAACAUAAUAGUAGUAAUGGUGGUGCUAGUGGAGCUAAUGGCUCCUCUAAUGGUGGUAAUGGUGCAGCAGCCUCUACGAGUGGCGGUAAAACGAAACCUAAUGGCACUCCUUUGGAUGCUUUAUUUCAAAUGACCACCAAAGAUUUUGAUGAAGAACAAGAUAAAUCCCACUUGGAUAUCUUCUCAAAUCGGCCACAACCGAAAAAGAAACGCAAAUCUCGCACCGCUUUUACCAAUCAUCAAAUCUUUGAAUUGGAAAAACGUUUCUUAUAUCAAAAGUACCUGUCUCCAGCAGAUCGUGAUGAAAUUGCUGCUUCGUUGGGGCUCUCAAAUGCUCAAGUGAUAACUUGGUUCCAAAAUCGUAGAGCCAAACAAAAGCGUGAUAUUGAGGAAUUGAAAAAAGAUUUUGAAAGUGUUAAGGUAUUCUCGGGUCAUAAAUCGUUUCUGGAAAACGUCAAUGAUCUAAGUAUACUAAAGAAAAAGCCUUUGCAUCCUGAUGCUGCUGUAAUGGAGGGUUUGGCGGCAGCAGCUGCCGCUGGUAUGAUGCCAGUAGUAACAGGACAUCCCCCCACCAGCUCACUGCAAACACUAUCUCCUCAGAAAUGAAAACGUCUGCUAGCAUUGCUCAAAAAUAGGUUUGAGUACCAAAAAACAGCUCAGAAAAACAAAUGAAACAAAGAAAACCGUUCUCUUUUCCAUAAACCUUAAAAAUUGCUGAAAAUAAUGCAAUUUUCAUCAAGGGUUUUUCUUCAUAAUAACAAAAUCUUUAACAAAUCAUUCCUUUAACAACAACUAAAGAAAAGAGAUAAGAACUUUAAACUCUUAAACACCAAAGAAAGCAGCAAGACAGCAAGUGAGCAAAAUAACAAUUGAGCAUGAAAACAAAAACACAAAAUGUUUAAGCUCUAGACAGAGUAUAAAGCUUCCUAUCAGCAGGCAUAAAAACUUUUGAUAAAAGUUAUUUGUAAAUAAUUGUAAUAUAAUUUAAUUUAUUUCUUUUGUUAAUUCUAAUAUAAUUAAUAUAGUUAAUGUAUAGA
Lucilia sericata (common green bottle fly) is the source of this 2462-nucleotide messenger RNA. RefSeq names its product homeobox protein Hox-D9b. Gene Ontology annotation, biological process: regulation of DNA-templated transcription. NCBI's taxonomy places the organism in Eukaryota, Metazoa, Arthropoda, Insecta, Diptera, Calliphoridae. Bases 607 to 2031 code for a protein of 474 amino acids. The record is from RefSeq and is a predicted model, not a curated record. Gene Ontology annotation, molecular function: DNA binding; DNA-binding transcription factor activity, RNA polymerase II-specific. The transcript has 2 exons.